Phyllotreta striolata is the source of this 1893-nucleotide messenger RNA. The record is from the annotation of a GenBank genome assembly. NCBI's taxonomy places the organism in Eukaryota, Metazoa, Arthropoda, Insecta, Coleoptera, Chrysomelidae.
UUUAACCAACGGUUAAUCAGCCUUUAUUCAUAAUUAAUAUUACAAUAUUAUGUGUUAUAUUUAAUUUUUGCAACAUCUAGUAUCAAAUCUUAUUUAUUUUAAUAAAUAUGUGAAAUACAACGAAUGGACCAAAAGUGUUCAAUCGAUAAAUAAAUUAAUAAAUAUUAAUUUCCUGUAGAAAUAUGGUCAGUUGCAAAUAAUUACUUAUACAGGCGAACGUUGAUAAUAUUUUACCUACCGAUUUAAACUACGAAUUUACAACACAUUGUAACACCUUAAAAAUAAUUAAAAAAUUUCAAAACUAAGUUACCUAUUUCCUAUUUACCCACGUAUUUUUUAAUUAAAUUACUAAUUAAAAGGAAGUGUAAAGAACCAGCAAAAUCUAAUAUGAAUACUUCACACCGAGUAUAUUAUACCUGACUGUUGCCAAUACAUACACAAUUUUACUAACUAAAUUUAAUAUUUAAACCAUAAUUAAUAUUACAGUAGAUUGUGUUGUAUUUAAUUAGUGCACCAUAUCUAAUAGAAGAUGAGUUGCUCGAAGAUAUUACAAACUUUAACAAUUCUUAUAUUGUUAAAUAUAACCGCUUCUUUGCCAGGAGAAUCCGAAGCAGAUGCAGGAAGUUUACCGCCCUACAAACAAUUCCUCCAAACCCUCCCGAGUACUUGCUUCCUAAUCAAAAACGAGACUUACAAAAACACCGGCGGCAUAGCGGAAAAUUUGAACGGAAAACUCGAUGCUCGACUUUUCAUUUCCACCGCCACCGGGCUCAGAGUGGACACCAAAACCUUCGCGAAUUUGCUAACAGAUUGCUUGAGAACUCAAGCGAAUAUACAUCUCCCUACUGAAGAAUUGCGCAACAAUGUGCAAAUGCUAGCCAAUUUUGUAUUCGAUAAAAAAGAAAUCUCCUACGAAGAGGUGACAAAAAUAUUGCAUUCGAAACAUAAUGCUCAAAAUAUCAUCCAGCAGCUGUUGCUAGACUUAAUUAUUGCACCACUGAAGACCGGUGUAAAUAAUCUUUUGGAGAACGCUGGUAAUAUUGUGAAAUUCCUCGCUGAUAUGCCAUCUGAAAAUCACAAUGAAACAAACACCACGGAAAUGUCUCUAGCGAAGGCGAAAACCAGAGGUUUUUUUUCUGGGUUGAUUGAGAGUACUCUGGUAAGUCCUAUCAGAUCAACGGUAAAUAGCUUUGUUAGCGCUCUAAACGGUACCAUCAAUUAUUUUUACACCACCACCCCUACAGACAGCAUUAUAAAAAAACCGAUAAUCGCUAUCAUCAACGAGAUAGUAAGGAUUUGCAGGUAUUUUUUAAAUAAAAUACACGCAACAGCGAACAGUAUAUUUAAUCUAUUCGGAAAUGGCAGUAAUUGAUGUAGAAUUUUGAUAAUAAAUCGCACUGUUUCGAUCGAAGGAAAUUUGUGUAGGAGGCGCUUUAAUUUUCCACUCCCGUCCAAAUCCUGUGCAGCCUGAAAUUGCAGCACAUCCUCACGCUCAAAAAGUAGAUAAUCUCCACUGCUGAUAACAAAGAAAAACCGGUGAAAAGUCCCAACAACCCGCCGAAAUUAGCCAGGAAGUCUGUUGGUCCAUACAAUUCGCUCCUCUCUGAAGUCAGGAACGAAUCCUGCUCGAAGUAUAUUAUCAGUUUAGCGAAAUGCGCGCUGAAAUAUGAAUAUUUAAGCAAAAACAAAUUGGUAAAAACUCGAAUUGAGUUACUGUUUAUCGAUUAUAACAUCGUCGUGAAUAUUCCAAGCCUCGAAUUGGCGAGUAAAAUCCCAGUAAGUAGGCGAAAUUGCAGUUUCGUACGUUACAUCGGUACACAGCGGCUUGCAAUCGCAGAAGAAAUUCUCUUUUCCGCCCACAAUUUGCUCCAUUAAUUGCUUCACUUUCAAUUG